Molecule: messenger RNA, 2562 nt
Organism: Microdochium trichocladiopsis
Lineage: Eukaryota; Fungi; Ascomycota; Sordariomycetes; Xylariales; Microdochiaceae
Exons: 2
Coding region: 203-2461 (752 amino acids)
Biological process (GO): regulation of transcription by RNA polymerase II
Molecular function (GO): DNA-binding transcription factor activity, RNA polymerase II-specific; RNA polymerase II cis-regulatory region sequence-specific DNA binding
Source: RefSeq, a predicted model, not a curated record
ACCUCGUCAGCCUAGCUCAUCCAAUCCAGCCAGACUGUCUCAGACCUCUUGACAAAGAGCAUAACGCGCCACACGGUCAACCCUUGCUUCGGCGGCUCCACUCCUAAUCAAAUCUAAAGAGCCUGACAAAGUAUACUUGUGGGCACUCUCCGAUAGGACACACAACAGCUCAUUAGCACGUACACCGUUCACACUGGCCACGAUGGCCAAACCAACACGCCUCGCGGCCAAUAGCGAGCCGCUUCACAUCUUUCAGGACGAUUUCGCCAACCAUCCCACACCUUCGAUCAGCAGAGCGCCGAUGCCGUCAGUAGGAAAGCCAACAUCACCACGCCGAGCACUCUCUAGCACAGAUGCCAAUGCGCUCUUUCAACCGCCGAAUGGGUUUCAGAAGCAGGCCGGUUCGCCUUACAAACCCAACGGACAACCAAGAACAAUGCCUCUUGCCCCCCUUGGACAGUCACAAAGCAACAAACUGAAUUCAGUAUCAAUCUUCCCCCCAAGCGAAGGGGUUCGGGGUUCAACAGAUUCGCUGCCAAAGAAGCAACCUCUCAUGUCAAGAUUCAAGACCGUGGCGCAGAAGCCAAGCAUGGAGUCCACUGUGAACUUCGGCAAGGAGAACAUGCAGCCGACUCUUUACCCGGCUCCGCCCACCUUCAACGUCAAUCUCGAGAACUUCUAUCCGAAAGUCCCUGCCAAGCGCGGCCUCAUGGAAGCAGCCCCUAUCAAGGAUUCCAGGCCAGCGAAGAAGACCAAAGUAGAGGAUGGAUUCAGUCUCGAGACCAUGCCGAUGCUCGCAGACGACGGAACCAAACCCAACCAUAGUUAUGCUCAGCUCAUCGGCAUGGCGAUACUGCGCGCGCCUCAACGGCGCCUGACACUAGCACAGAUAUACAAGUGGAUCUCAGACUCAUAUUCAUUCUACAAGGCAGACGACGCUGGUUGGCAGAAUAGCAUCCGCCACAACCUUAGCUUGAAUAAAGCUUUCGUCAAGCAGGAACGACCAAAGGAUGAUCCAGGAAAGGGCAACUACUGGGUGAUCGAGCCAGGCAUGGAGCUUCAAUUCACGAAAGAGAAGACCACUAAGAAAGCUGCAACGGGGGCGGAGAACGUUCCUGUGAUGUCGGUGGCCAGUCGAUUGGAGCCUGCGCAGGUCGAGCACACCGUCUACCAGGCCGGUCUCCCUUCUUUACCGCCAGUGCUACCCAUGCAAUCGCUACAAUCUCACAACGGGCUUUCCCUACAAGCCGCACCUCUACCAGCACCGGAGGUCUCAUCCGAUGCUACAAUCCCCAUGUCCGACAAUGCGGCUCCCGAGGAUCACACCAUUAAGCAACAAGAGCAUGACCUCCCCAACGAUAGCAGCUACUCUCCUCUGCCCGCCAUCAUGCAUUCUUCACCACCAAUUCCAAGGCAUAUGGAGCCAAGGAGCAAUACUCCGCCGCCAGUCUCGAGAGGACCGUGGUCGUCUCAAUCUCGCAAGCACAAGAGGAAGUACGCCUCAAUGGACGCAUCUCUAGACGAUAGUGGCUACAUCUCGUCGUUGGACUCGUCUGUGAUGCGUUCCAACCAGGCUGGUCGCUUGCUCACUUCCGAAGCCGAUCGACCUAGGAGCAAGCGUUCCCGGGCAGGCGGACGCGCUGAGGAGGAGAUAGCCAGACUUCGAGCAUCUUCCUACGACAGCCCUACUCGUGGACGUUCCCAUGGCGGCGCGCCGCCAUCAUCAUCGCCGUUACGCCAGCAAAACGACGGUAUCGGCCAGAUGCUGCCUCCGCUGACUCCGGCUGUCAAGUUCAAGAAGCCCCUGAAGCCUCCCGCAUCUGUUUCGCCGAACACCAACCUGCGUCUGCACCGCGACAAGGUCAACCACAUGCUGAAUUCGCCCCUGCGCCGUGUCAGUAAUAUGUCUGAAGAUCUGCCGUGGAGUCCUGCAUUCCGACUGGACGACUCCCUCUUCAGCGUCAAUGACUUCAUGGCCGACCCUGUCGACUUUGACAUUUUCGAUGAUGCCGCUUUCGACAACUUCUUCUCGGCGGUUGACACUACCGGCUCGCCUGUCAAGCGACCUGUGAAAAGAGCACGGAUUGAGCGGACUACCUCUGCGGACGCGUUGGGAGAAAUUACCAAAUCAGCAUCGAACAAGGCCAUCACCUCAGCCCCGUUCCUGAAGGCACCCACACCGCCCUUGGGCCUCGACUUUGAAACGCCAAGCAAGGCGUUCGAAGGCCUGUCGUCUCCCAUGAAGGCAUUCCUGCAGUCUCCGACAGCAGCCAAGGCCGCGCCCACGUCAAAAGGGCAAUGGACAGGUAUCGAGGACAUCUGCACUCAGCUCUUCGAAGAUGAUCCGGAUGACGGCGCUCUGGACAUAUUGCAGGGGUUCGAGAAAAUUGGCAGCAACCAGUCUGCCGCGGGGCCUUCAUCGAAACCUGCCUUUGGCCGCAGUUAUACUUCGGCCUUCUGAGGGUGUCAUCUCAAAACUUCGCGUCGCCUUCGACAACAUCAUGACCCACCAGCUCCUCCUACCACUACACAUGAUGAACGAUACGAAUGAUGACGAACAAG